CUUCGACAAGACAACAUUCCAUGUACACGUCAAAGCUACGUAUGCAUCUUUAACAUAUAAAAUGUGCUAUCGCUAUUGUAAGUUAUAAAUUAGACAGAGACAAUCUAUUCUUUUACAAUAAAUUUUAAUCCCUGGAAAGUGACUAACAUCAUCCGUCUUUCGUAAUAGUUUGGAAAUAGAGGUAAAAAUCUUUAAAAAAUGUUUCACACGACACGAAGGUAGUUUUCUAUGGCUGAUGAUAUAAGAAUUUAUAAAUAAGUAACUUCAGAUUGUGUGUUGUGGAAGAUGUAAACAAAAUUUCAUAUGAUCCACGUCGAGACAUGGGUUCCAGAGUAAGAGACACUGUACGCUUCUUAUUUGAAUUAUUUUGUGAAGUAUCACCCGGUGAUCAUCUGAGGGAACCUUACGUCAUAAGGAAAUAUCCAGAAACAUAUAAAAAUGAAGAAGAGUUAAAAAAUAUUCCAAAAUUUACAUUCCCAUGUCAGCUAGAAAAUUCCUUUGCUCAGCACUAUUCAUUUGUGCUGACUUCCGAGGACUCUAAAUAUACAUUUUGUUUCUGCCGAUAUGACCCUAAAGCUAACACGGCAAUUGUGCUACUGUCGCAUCUACCAUGGCAUGACAUAUUUUACAAAUUACUGAAUUGCAUAGCGAACCUGAUAAAUAGUCCAGAACGGGGUGAAUUAGUAUCAUUCCUGGAAGCAUGUCGGAUACGUCCACCUAUGCCCGGCCAUACACUUAAAGUGACUUAUAAUGCUGGCCACAGCGUUUUCACCUGUCAGUGUCCAGACAACAAACUACCAAGUAUUCCAGAAAAUUGCAACCUAACGGAAUACUUUAGUGCUAUGGACACGAAAUGUAUGGCCGGGUUAUGGGCGGCGUUGCUGCAUGAGCGCAGAGUUGCAAUAGUGGCCUCAAAACCUUCUAGGUUAUCAGCCUGCGUGCAAGCAGCCAAUGCAACGUUGUUUCCAAUGUCCUGGCAACACAUAUUCAUUCCAAUUCUUCCAAAACAUCUGGUUGAUUAUUUAUUGGCUCCCAUGCCAUUUCUUAUUGGAGUUCCUAGGAGUGUGAUGGAGAAUGUAAGAAUGUCUGAAAUUGGCGAUGUGGUUAUACUAGAUGUAGAUGCAAAUGAGCUUAAAUCACCAUUCAAUGACUUAGAUGGUCUACCCUCGGAUCUGGUGGCGAGCUUAAAGAAGGCUUUAAGUGAUAAGAAUGCGCUGGGUGAUGCCGUGUCUCGAGCGUUUUUACGUGCCCUAGUCUCAUUAAUAGGUGGAUACCGUGAUGCUAUUAAAAUUGAAAAUGGUCAGCUGAUUACCUUCAAUCCCGAGGCGUUUAUCAGAACCAGAAAGAACAUGCAACCAUUCCUUACAAAAAUAUUACAAUCACAAAUAUUCCGGCAGUUUAUUGACGAAAGACUGGACUUGCUGAAUUCGGGGCGAGGCUUCAACGAUGAGUUUGAAGUGGAAUGCAAUCAUUACGCCGAUAAACUAAAUACAGGGAGCGGACAGAAAUUAAAACAACAGUACAGGGAUUGGGCCAAAACAGUCAAGAAGGAAGGCGGUGCCUUUUUUAAGACUGUGAAAGAUAAGGCGAACCCAGCUGUGCAAUCGGCGGUCAAAACGGUCCGCCAAGGAGGCAAGAAUGUGAAAUCUGCGGUGAAAGGCCUGAAGAAUAAAAUGCCCAGAACUGGGUCUCGCCCGUCUUCAAUAAACACCACCGAUGAUAGCAGAUUCUCAUGUGGGUCAGCGACGCCGGUGUCAUCGGAUUCGUCGGACUCAUCACCUUCGAACAAACCCCCAAUGAGCCGACCGCUGCCACCCCGUGAGCCUCCGCCCGCAUUGCCCCUCGAUCUGCUCACCGAGAUGGAGUUCCUGUUCGACAGUAAAAAAGCACAACGACGUGACAGCUUCCCAAAUAGUUCGCACAACUCCGAUAUCAGUCUUCCAGAUAAAGCAAAAACACUGUCACCAUGUCUCCCACCCCGGUUACCGGAACGUCCCCAACUCCCAGUCCGUUACCCAAUAAUUUCCACGAGGAAACUAAUUGAUUUCUCUGAUGCGCCCAUGCCGCCGCCGCGUGCGACGCCUACUUCGACGCUCCAAAAUCUACACUUUGUCAGUAACAUCACUAAAAAUGAUGUGAAUACUACAACAGACUUUCACACCAGCACGAUACGCUUCACUGAAGGCAAUGAUAAAGCAAAAUUAAAGUUGACCCUAUCAACGAAUCAAAGAAAGGUGUCUCUGCCAACCUCUCAGUCGCCAUGUAAUGGCACAGCGCCAAAACUUACGGCACCCUCUGUAGGUAGACCGAGCCAAGAGGGCGUAAGGCCUAGGCUCGUCGUGGGAUCCAACGCCGAACUACCUUCGUACAAAGGGAAAAUUCAAGAGUCGUGUGGCUCUGAUUCUGAUCUCAUAAAACUGGAUGAUUCGCCGACAAACCUAGAAGAUUUCGAUCCACUCAAGUGUCGUGAUAAAAAUCAGAAAGUCGAACAAAUCAAAUCCACAGACAGUGCUCUCUUACACGAAUAUGGACUAGAUUUUAGCCAAUUUGGUUUAUUAGACUAUUCCGCAGGUUCGAGCGCGCGACAGGAUUCCAACACUAGUGUUCCCAAAGGCUGGACAACUUUUAAUUAAUUUACCGUGGCGUUCCCUUAGUGUCUACUGAUGUAUAUUUGUAUGAAUUGAGUUAAUAUAUAUAAUGUGUAUUACGCUUAAUUUUGAUUUAUAUUUAUUAAAGUUUGUUUAUAAUAGAUGAAAUAAAUAUAAAAAGGUUUGAAAAUAUUGUACAUAUCAAUACUUUGUAAAUUACUUCAAAUUAUCAAUGAUAUUUGUAUCUGUAUAUUAUGUGCUGUAGACGAUUAUUGUAAGUUCCCCGUGUAUAUUAAAUAGUAAUUUUAAUAUUUAUAGUUAAUAUUCGUUCUCAUCGAACGAUAUAAGUGCUUCUAUCUCUUCCGAAUGUUAAAUGUUUGUGUACGUUACUUAUGAAUUGUUUUGUUUCUAGUAUGCACUUUUAUUUAUUUUGAAUUAUGAUAUAUUUAAAUACGACAAUCGUGUUUUAGUUAUCAUUAUUGGAUGUAAUAUUUAGAAAGACAUAAUAAAUACUAUAUUAAAGCGAAUUCUGACAAGACAUAUUUUGUAAGUUUUAUAACUUGAAACCAACAUUACCGAUUAACAUACAGGGUAGAAAAAACAACACAGAUUUAAUUAUGGAAAAAUACAUGUAGGUAUAGAAUAUAUUUUCACAGUCAAUAAAGGUAAAUGAGUAUUUUAUAUAAAAACGUAUAAUUAUAUAUUUUGAGAGAUACAUAUUUACAUAAAAUACAUACACAAUUAAAAAU
This is a messenger RNA of Spodoptera exigua (beet armyworm), 3337 nucleotides long. NCBI's taxonomy places the organism in Eukaryota, Metazoa, Arthropoda, Insecta, Lepidoptera, Noctuidae. The record is from the annotation of a GenBank genome assembly.